Messenger RNA from Aspergillus ibericus CBS 121593, 700 nucleotides. RefSeq lists its product as uncharacterized. Bases 120 to 653 code for a protein of 177 amino acids. The record is from RefSeq and is a predicted model, not a curated record. Lineage: Eukaryota; Fungi; Ascomycota; Eurotiomycetes; Eurotiales; Aspergillaceae. The transcript is spliced from 2 exons.
GCCUGGGUGGAUGCCUACACACCAAGCGUCCUACUUUCAUGACGACGCAUCUUUUCUGAUUCCCUUGUUUGUUACUUGGUUUGUUGUAGCACCUACCGUCAAGAAAUAUAUGACAGACCAUGUCGCUCAUCACCGACGAGAUCCUCUUGAGGCUUUGGGAGAAGGCCCAGGCACAGCCAUCAAAUGAAUGGGCCUCGGCCAAAUUGUGGAGCCACCUCUGGGUCAAACACUUCUUCGUGGACAAAAGCUGGGUGGUGUCCCAGGAGACUCCCCCGGAGGGAAAUGGCCGCCGACGGGUAGACAUCACCAUCGAAUACAUGGGGAGUGAUAAGAACCUGGCAGUUCUUGCCUUUCAUGAAGCUAAGGCAUUGAGUGCAGGACCCCAGGACGUGGAAGACGCCGAGAGGCCAGCAUACGACGCUUGUAUGAGGUACCUGGGCGAACACCCGGACUUGCAGUUUGUGUAUGCGUUCACAUCGUUUGGAACAAAGGGGAGAGCAUGGCGGUGCCGUCCAGAAGAUGACUACCUGUCCCCUCUGUUCGGCUCGGAAGACUUAGCGGAACGUGAUCAGUACAUUGAGGUACACUCCUCGGAUGCGAGCCUGAUCAAGCGAGCCGUUCAGGCAAUGAGAGCUGCGCCACCAGUCAUGUAAGCCGUUCAAUGUCCGUGAUUCCGUACACAUACGGGAGAUCAGGGUAG